AUGAAUAUACAUGAUGAUCCACCUAAUGUGGAAAAUCAGUCAGUAGAUCCAAAAGAUCCCGAACGCGAAUGUUGUGAAGAAAUGCAGGGAGAACAGGAAUUGAGAUCACAAUCCAACCAUUCCUUCUCCGAUGGAACUAAUUUAUGCAUAAAUCAAACUUUCAAUAACAAGAAUGAGUUACAAUUGUUAUUAGCCAAAGCGGUGGGGAAGAAGUGUUUUGAUUUUGCUACUUUGAGGAGUUGUACUAAAUAUUUAAAGGUGAAAUGUGUAUUUCAGAAUUGUGCAUGGAUGUUGCGGGCGAGGAAAUAUGAGUGUUCGAAUAGAUUUCGUAUCUACAAAUACAUUGGUGAGCAUAGUUGCGGCGUUGAGCAUGCCAAUAGUAGCCAUAGAAAAAUCUCAAUCAAAGUUAUUGUUUCACUCAGUGUAAAUAUGUAUCGUGAUGGUAAGGGUCCAAAUGUUAAAGAGAUUGAAAGGGCUAUGUUUAAUUCUUUUCGUUGUAGUCCAAGUUAUUGGAAAUGUUGGAAGGGAGGUGUGGUUGUCAAGGAAAUGGUCCGAGGGACAACGGAGAACAGAUAUUCAUGCUUACCAGCUUUUUCCUACAUGUUCGAGACACUUAAUGUUGGUUCUAGUUAUUCUAUCAUGGUAAACAAGGAUAAUCAUAGGUUUAUGUAUUAUUUUUUGGCCUUCGGUGCUUGCAUUAAGGGAUUUGCCCACAUGAGAAAGACAUUCUUCUUUGAGAAAUUGAAGGAGAUUGUGGUCGAUGAAUCGAAUUUGUGUUUUAUCUCCGACAGACAUAAGAGCAUCGCCAACGCCAUUGUGAAUGUUUACAAUCAUGCUCACCAUAGAUAUUGUAUGAGUCACCUCGGUGAAAACCUCUGUGUAAAUCAUCAUUGUGAAGAUUACUUUUAUCUUUAUUACAAUGCGGCAAAGGCUUAUUCUUUGGAAGAGUUUGACAAUCAUUUUGUCGAAUUCAAGAACAAAUGUCCCGCGGCAGCUGUCGUCCUUAAGUAUGAUAUAGGUUUUGAGAAGUGGAGUAGGGCAUAUUUUCCUGGCAGUAGAUAUGAUGUGAUGACCACAAAUUUCGCCGAGUCACUCAAUGUUAUGUUGAUAGACGAAAGGGAGAGGCCUCCAUAUAUCCUUAAAUCAAUGGGUAAUCAAAUGGUGCCUUCUGCAAAAAAAAUCGCAAGAAGGAAAAUGAUCGAGGGCCACUCCUUAUAUAUGGAGAACGUAACUGGGGAUGGCAAUCAAUUUACCGUGUUCGGUGCAGGUGUUACUGCCUAUGUGGACCAACUGGAAAAGUCAUGUUCUUUUAGAAAAUAUGACUUCAUCAAGAUACCUUGUGCUCACGCGAUGGCUGCUUUGCGAUCAAAGCAUGGCAACGACCACACUGGAGCUAGAGUCGGAGCUUCGAGCUCGCUAGUUCGCGUGAAAGCUGUAAAAACAACCAACAAAAUCAUGAAAGGGAAAGGGAAAGGGACUGGCAGCGAGCCUUUAUUUUUUCUCCAGCUCAUUGGAUCUUUGAGCUUCAAACUCGUUGGAGUUCGAUGGGGUUUGGAGGGUCGUUUGGUUGCUGUUUUGUGGGGUUUUGAUUCGGAAAUGGAGCAGUUGUUGGUGGUCUUUGUGGGGUUUCUAGUCGGAAAAAGUGAACAGAGAAAAGAGAGGCUGUGUGGUUUGGGAGGAACUGACAGUGAAGAGGAGAACAAAGAAAUGGAAUUUUUGGUGGUGGACUCGCCGGAUCCCGGCGGAACUCCGGCGACUUGCCAGAAAAUAAUGAACAAUUAA
Solanum tuberosum (potato) is the source of this 1782-nucleotide messenger RNA. RefSeq lists its product as uncharacterized. The record is from RefSeq and is a predicted model, not a curated record. Lineage: Eukaryota; Viridiplantae; Streptophyta; Magnoliopsida; Solanales; Solanaceae. Gene Ontology annotation, molecular function: zinc ion binding. The transcript has 5 exons. Bases 1 to 1782 code for a protein of 593 amino acids.